AUGAAGUGUUGCAGCAAUUUUAAGAAUUGGAAAAAUAAAUAUAAAGGUUUAAAUCUUAAACAAAUUCUGGUGCAAAAUACUGAUGAAUUUUGUCGUAAUACCACCUUGCACGGCAUGAAAUAUGUGGCCGAUAGUGAAUUGAAAACAAGUGAAAGGUGUUUUUUUGCUUUUUCCAUUAUAACGGUUGUAUGUUUAGCUAUUUAUUUAAUAGCUCGUGUUUACGAUAAAUGGUCUACAACUCCGGUUAUUGUGGGCAUUAAUCCCGAACCUACCUUUGUAACAGAUGAACCAUUCCCUGCUGUCUCAAUUUGUAACUUUAAUCAAGCUUUGGCGGAUAAGGUUGAACAUUUUUCGAGGAAAUCUCCCGAAUAUGCCAUGUUGCAAUUAUUGUGCAAAAGAGAGGUCAACACAUCGAUGAUACGAACACUUAUGAAUUGGAAUAAUUUGGAAAAUUUUAUUGUGAAUAUCUCCCAGCCCUGUGAGGAUAUGUUGGUUGAAUGUCGUUUUGGUGGUAGAAAUUACAACUGCAGUCAUAUUUUUCAUCCCUUGGUAACAGAUGAAGGUCUAUGUUGCGUUUUUAAUAUGUUGCAUCCCAAAUUCAUGUAUGUUUCCCACACACCUCAAACCUUUCACAAUCUCUCAAACUACUCCCGACUUACACCUGUCGAUUGGUAUACGGAACAAGGUUAUCCUAAAAAUUUACCUGAUUAUUUCUAUCCCCAAAAAAUACCGGGUAUAGGAGAAUCUUUGGGUUUGUCCGUAACACUCGAUGUACAACAGGAUAAAUACUAUUGCUCCUCCUCUAGUAGUGUGGGUUUCAAAUUUGCCCUACACAGUCCCAAUGAAUCACCUAAUAUACGCGAGACCGGAGUGUUUGUGGAACAUGGUAAGGAGACAAAGUUACGUGUUAGACCUUAUAAAACUGAAACCGAACCUCAUUUGAAAUCGAUUAAUAAAAAAUUUCGCCAUUGUUUAUUUCACAACGAGGGUAACUUGAAAUUUUUCGCUCAUUAUACUCAACGUAAUUGUGAAAUGGAAUGUGUCGCGGAAGUGUCGAGAAAAUAUUGUGGUUGUGUUAGUUAUUUUAUGCCGAAAAUAUAUAGCAAUAUAUCGGUGUGCAGCAAAAAUGACGCUAAAUGUGAACGUAAGGUUCUAUUGCGCAUGGAUAAUAGUAUUAAAUCUUGUUUGGAUGAUUGUCUGCCCAGUUGUUUUGAUCUGAAUUUUGAAGUUGAUGCCUUUUCGACAAAAAUCUCACAUAAUGGUUUCGAUAUUACCAAUACACUUAUCAUGAAUAUGAGUCAUUCGUAUGUGGAAGAGAAUAUUGCCAUUGUUCAUAUGUAUUUCAAGGAGAAUUCGUUUCGCAGUAAUAUACAAACGGAAUUUGUGGGCAUAUCAGAUUUUCUCUCCAGCAUUGGUGGUUUAAUGGGCCUCUUUCUUGGCUUUAGUUUUAUGUCUAUAGCUGAGUUGAUCUACUAUGCCAUUAUGCGCCCCUAUCGUUCGAUUAAUAAGUUCAUUAAAUCCAAAGAUAUCUAUAAGAAUUUGGAAAAUGGAACUAAACCUCUUUCUUCGAAAACAUCCAAAACUCUUAAUAGAUCUAUAAAGAAACGUUAUAAUAAUGUAUUUCCUAUGGCAAAAAUUCAAAAUGAUCAGAAGCGUUUAUUUGAAUAUAAAAUGCCGUUACCAUAUUUACUGACAGCUGAAAGGGAAAAACUGGAUAAAAGUGGCACCUAUGUUUGGAUGGAUUAA
Messenger RNA from Lucilia cuprina (Australian sheep blowfly), 1746 nucleotides. Its product is annotated as pickpocket protein 28-like. The record is from RefSeq and is a predicted model, not a curated record. The coding region runs from base 1 to 1746 and encodes 581 amino acids. Gene Ontology annotation, molecular function: ligand-gated sodium channel activity. The transcript has 5 exons. Gene Ontology annotation, biological process: sodium ion transmembrane transport. Gene Ontology annotation, cellular component: membrane. Lineage: Eukaryota; Metazoa; Arthropoda; Insecta; Diptera; Calliphoridae.